Molecule: messenger RNA, 1168 nt
Organism: Cotesia glomerata
Lineage: Eukaryota; Metazoa; Arthropoda; Insecta; Hymenoptera; Braconidae
Product: ADP-ribose pyrophosphatase, mitochondrial
Exons: 3
Coding region: 262-1092 (276 amino acids)
Molecular function (GO): ADP-ribose diphosphatase activity
Source: RefSeq, a predicted model, not a curated record
GUGGGUAUAUAUGUAAAAACCAGUAUAGGACUUUGUUUGAAAAUUUAAUUUAGUAUUACAAAAAAAGAUUAAAUAGUUUAUUUUCAGUUUUUUAAAUUAAAAAAUAAACAAUAAUUAAAUUAUUGAAUAAAUUGCUAUUUAAUGUUGACAAGCAAUUUAGCACAUUUAGUGGUUGAUAAAGUCACAAUAAAUUAGCAAUGAUAUAUUUGAUUGGCUAAAAUUUCCAACUACCUAGUAACUUAAACCUAAAUCUCACAAAAAAUGAUUCAUUUUAAGUGCAGACAAGAAUAUUAUCCAUUUAGUAAAAUAAAAAGAUUCAUUAUUCCGGAUGAAAAAGUACCAUGGCAUGUAAAAUUUCCAGAGUACAAUCCUCCUUAUUACAAUGAUCCAAACAAAAGUUUUUUUGUGGAUAAAAAUAUUGAAGAUCAAUCUUUUAAACCUGCCUGGAAUGCAAUGGAUGGACAUAUCAACAGGAAAAGUUUUAUGAAACCAUACACAAUUGAAGAUGGCCAUCCACUGAACCCAAUCGGCCGUACUGGCAUCAAAGGUAGAGGCUUAUUACGGCACUGGGGACCUAAUCAUGCUGCGGAUCCAAUAAUUACCCGCUGGAAGAGAGAUAGCUUAGGAAAUAUUAUAAAACAUGAACUAAGCAAAAAGUCUAUUUUGCAAUUUGUCGGGAUCGAAAGAAGAGAUUCAGGACAAUGGGCCAUACCUGGAGGCAUGGUAGAUGCAAAUGAACUUGUCUCGGCUACUUUGAAAAGAGAAUUCAUGGAAGAAGCCGUGAAUGCAUUGGAAAAAACUCCGGAAGAAAUUAAAACAUUCCAAAGUUCAAUUGAUAAAUUAUUUAGCAGUGGGUUUAAAAUUUACGAAGGAUAUGUUGAUGAUCCACGAAACACUGAUAACUCUUGGUUAGAAACUAGUGCUUGUAAUUUUCAUGAUGAAGAUAGUAGUAUUGUUGGUAAUAUUCCGUUUGAAGCAGGUGAUGAUGCUGCUAAUGUUAGGUGGAUCGAUAUGGACAAAGAUUUAGAUUUAUAUGCUAGCCACUCACAAUUUAUUGAGUUAGUUUCUCAGAAGCAUAAUGCGCAUUGGUAAUUAAUUAGUUUGUGUAGAUGUUAUUUUAUAUUGUCUUUUCUAAACAUUAAUAAAAAAAUUAAUUAAUUAAUAUUAA